AUGUCUCUGCGUGGGCCUAUGCGGCGGUCCCACUUGCGGCAGGUCAGCGCCGCAAGCUUGGAGAGCCUCUCAACGGCCCACUCAAUGGAGGCGUCGCAUCGUGACCAUGGCCCCACGCUGGACGGACGCAUGGUUCGAAUGUCGACAAGCCUGGCUAGGCGACAAUGCACCUUAUGGGUUCACGAUGAGAUGUUCUCGCGCGAAGAACUUCUACUCAACCCCUCUGCCUUUGGAGAAAGUGAAGUCCAAGUCGGUGAUAUUGUGGAGAUUCUGCCAGUACGUGGAUCUGGGGAUCCGAUCCAUUCUAGUCUGAAAGCCGAUGCUUCAGUGAAGAUAGCGCGCGACAGCUUGAAUGAUGCGGGUGUCUCUUCGAAGCCUGACAGCACUUCGAAAUUCAAAACGCCGCUUCAAAGUCGAUGUCUAUGUGUGGUGAAACCAAUGCCGGCUGAGAUCAAGGCUCGCCAUCCCAAACUGGAAAUAUCCGUGACCAGCAGUGUGGCCAACAUCUUUGGGCUCAAGAACCGCACUCAGGUAUAUCUGUCGAUUGUGGACCGAAAGAAUUGCGCUGCCUCGCAUGUGGACAUUGCGUUCCGUGAUCAGUACAUGGUCCGUUCAGACAUGUGGCGCCUCGUCGAGUCAGAGCUCGUUGAUAAGAUUGUCUACAAAGGACAAAAGCUCAUGUUCAUGGGUAGUAUCAAAGCAACUGUGAAAAAUAUCUUCAUUCGUGAGAAGAAGGUCCUCUCGGGCUAUUUUGCACCCAAUACGAUUCCCGUCUUCAGAAGCGAGUCGGCCAAAUAUGUCCUGUUCAUCCAAAUGUCCCGCGAAAUGUGGGACUUCGAUUCUGAGGGGUCGGGGGACAUUCUCUUCAGUAGGGUCAUCAACGGCUUUUUGCCUGAGCUUUUCAAGAGAUGGGCGAAUUCCGAUGCGAAGCACUUGGUCACUAUUGUGCUGUUCACCCGUGUCGAGUACGACGCAGCGGCCCAUCCUGACCUGUCUCAAUUUACUGGUGGAAAUCUGAGAACCGAUUCGAGCCCUAACCAAAUGGCAACGCGAGACUUUUAUCGCGUCGUGGUCAAUGACAUGGCCAGCGGUCACUGGACGACGAUUCUGGAUGAACUCAAGAAGAACUUUCGAACAUUCUUGAGAGAUGUCUCAAUUUUGAAGUCGGACGACUUAGAACUCCCUUCUGUCGGCAAUGUCCGACCGAAUUCCAAAGUGCACACCGCGAUUAUUGCCGGGCGUCCGAGUACGGCUCUUCGAGGCAACAUUCUCGAGGCCAUUCAUCUUGCAUCCGCUCAUCUAGCUUAUGAUCAUAUUGACCGGGAUAUGGUACAUACGGGAACGUCAAUUAUUGUCAUUACGCCUGGAAGCGGCGUUUUUGAGGUUUCGUAUGAGUCCUUAGCCUCUACAACUGAGGCCUUGGCGAAUCGGGGCAUCGCGAUUGAUUUGGUUUGCUUGAGUCCCAUGCCCCUUCAUUCAGUUCCGCUGUUCAAAUAUCGGGAGCCUACAGAACGAUUUGUAAGCCCACGGCCAACAAGCCAAGCCUAUGGAACUAAUCUGUCUCCCGAGACUCACCAUUCCAUCUCAAGCCUGACGAGCCGAUCCUCGUAUCUGUCACCUGGAUCCUAUUUUUCGGCCUCGCGGAUGCGAGAGCGAAACAACAACCAAUCGAAUAACUGGUGCUAUGGAAUUCCGCACUGGCUCGACAUUUCCUAUUGGAAUCCCGAAACGUAUCGAGAAGCUCGACGAGUGCUUAAGAAUGAUCCCAACGCACCCAUUCCGCUAACCGUCACUCGUCCAUCCAAGGCUUUCAUACCGAGAGUUCGUAUGUACGAGAUUCAAAUGAUGGGUGUAAUGGAAAGUGAACAAUCAAACAUUUCAAUCCCAUAUCUCAUUGAAGAACGCAACAUUCGCAGACGCCGUGAAUCUGGACAGAGCGUUGUUGGUUCUACUCGAGGUAGUGGGAAAGCUCGUUUCGCGAAUUCGUCCUCUCUCAAAGUACAGUACAGUGAUAGCCUGCGGCCAGAGCGAUCCUCCAUCCUGGAGAGUAUCUCCGAUUCCAAUGAGCUCGAUACAAGUAGGCCUCAAAAGACACGCAAGGCUGUCAUGGCUUGGAUGGAUCAAUACGAUGACAAUCUGUUCUCCGCAUCUUCGAAGCAGCGUCACGCUCAGAAGCCCCUAAGCAAGCGCAUACAUGAGCCGGAGGUACAAGCAAACGGCGCUCAUGAACGAAUGUCCGCACGGUCUAUCCUGCGUCUUCGUGAGCAUGAGUCCAAUUCAAGCGAAAACAGUCAAAUUCCUCGGGCCAGCGGGCCGCGCAGACUCGACGAAUCGGCAGUUUCCACCCCCAAAAGCCCAGUCUCUAUCAAGAACCUACCGGCGGCUAAACCUGCAUUGAAGCCUCCUGCAGCCGUACGACCGCCCUCUCGAAUCUCGCGUACUAUCAGUUUUGCUCUUCGUGGGUUGAGCGCCACUCCACCGAGAGCGCAAGCAAGCACGGGCAUUCAUGUUGAACAUGCCAACGCAGGACCCAUGUCAAAUAAGAGGGGUUCUACUAGUACCUUCUCGGAUACCAAGAGUGUGGCGUCUCUGAGCCCUUCCGAUACUGCAUCAAUUCGCACAAUAGCCGAUGUUGUUCCCCCGGAUUCCACUCCCCCAAAACUGCACCUGGAGACCCGUCCAACUCCCUCGAAGCCAAUAUCUAUCAAGACUGUGUCGAGAAAGCCUUCCGAAGUCGCUGCCCAGUCCACCCGUGCCCAAACGCAGGGAUCAUUGUCAACCUCGGCCGCAGAUGCUCAAUCGAAUGAAGAGGUUCCUGGAGAAGGCCCAUUCCGACCGCGCGACCGGAAAGUCGAGAUCACCAUCAACCGCAGUUCUCGCGAUAUCUCUGUGAGGGCAUCACCGAGUAAAGCUUUGUCUCCAUGGGUUCGUUCCAUAAAUCCUUGCAAUACUCCCAAGGACGUUCUUCGGGAUACUAGCUGGUUUGGCCGAUGGCAACACGCUUAUCCUCGGCCCCCCCACGUUGCGGUGGUCAAAUGGAAAAGUUUGAAGUCCCCGGCAGUCCUGCCAUUGACGACUGAGGAAUUUCCAACUGCCGCUGAGCUUGCAUCUGAGUACCUGCAGACACCUUAUCGGGUGGCUCCUAACGAUGAGUCAGAGGCCUUUGAAGCGCCCAAAACUAGAGGCACGCUUCUGAGGGAGAUGAUUUCGCUCAGAUUAUCUCAUGGUUUCCAGAUAGUUGUUGGUAAAAAUGUUGCCGAGGGAACAGCGCGGCCCCUUCUUGAGAGCUUCAACGUCUUCGAUACACGAGGUCUCGAACGGGAUGGCGCCAUAGUAUUCCUUUCCAAAGGGAAUACAAUUCACCGUCUCAACUGCAUAGGUGGUGGAGAGAUCGAAGUGACUCGUUUUACACACCAAACGUCUGCUCCGCUUACUGUCCCAAAGCGCUCGAAGUCUACUUCGUAUCAACCUGCCAUGCGAACAAUUUUAAGUACGGAGUACGAGAUCAAAGACAUCGAGCUGGAUUCAACAGCGGAGGACUACAACUGGAACUACGCGGAUAACUACGUUGCGGGCCAUCGUGAUUACCUCCAAAACCCAGCCAAGCAACUCCAUUUCUGGCGAGUGCGCUAUGUGUUAAUCCCAUUACAUUUGCAUGCAAACAAUCGCCGGCACUUACAGUCGUUCAACGAGGAUAAUGAGGAGGAGAUCCAUCUGCUGGGAAUCAGCCAGCUAACCCACAUCUGGCAGCGACACAAAUACGUGUCUCCGGAGGAGAAACGCUUUGAGACGUCCACUAAAAAGAGAGACGCAAACCCACUGAACAUCAUGUAUCAGACACGAAACCCAUCAGAGGUGGUAGCUGCAGAGCUGGACCGGAUAUUACUGACGGAUCCGCGACUUGAUAACCCUCCUGCUCAGCUUCUCCCGGAAUCUGAACUUCUCGACCGAUCUAGCGUCAACUUAUCAAGCCUAGCGCAAACCAUUCAGGGUGAAAAGGGCGUCCGGAUGAUGGAUAGACGUUGGCAUUGGCGGUUGCACUACAAUUGUUUCAUUGGUUUCGAAUUCACAACUUGGUUGCUCCAGAACUUCCGUGACGUCGAUACGCGUGAAGAAGCCGUGGGGUUUGGAAAUGAACUGAUGAAGCACGGACUUUUCCAACAUGUGGAAAAGCGGCACAAUUUCCGCGAUGGUAAUUACUUCUAUCAGAUUUCCGCUGAGUACCGGGUGACACGGCCGGAAUCUCGCAGUGGCUGGUUUCCUCAACUUCGAGUUGACAAGUCAAUGCCGUCCACGCCCGCCAUUGGAAAUGCCAGAGACUCUCCCUCUAGUUUUCACACUCGUUCAGACAGCACUGAAGAUCGAGUGCCAAUCACACCCAAUACACCAUCUAAAGCAAAGAACAAGGUCGCCAUCAUGCUCUCCAAAUCGCUGAAAUACGAUGUCGAUAACCGGAAACGAUCCAACCGGCCCGAAGUUGUCGAACUCCAUUACGACCGGCUGCACAAUCCUGAGAAUUGCUUCCACAUCGAGCUCAGCUGGAUGAACACUACACCAAAGCUCAUUGAGGAUACAGUCAGUUCAUGGGCCUCGACUGCUGAAAAAUUUGGUCUUAAGCUCGUUCAAGUACCGAUUGCCGAGGCCUGUGCGAUCGACAGGACCCAACCUUUUCGCAGGCCGUUUGAGCUCAAAUUGAAAGUUCCACCCCCCAAAGCUCCCGUUCACACUGUUUUCAACAAUGCCUCUUUCGCGCAGCCCGGACCACCCGAUAAGCUGUACUACCAGAAAGCCCUGUUGCGCAAAUUUGACUUCGUGUUGGAUCAGGAAGCCUCCACGGCAUUCCCUGCGGAUGUCGAGGUGUCUUUCUCCUGGGGCAAGCCCGAAUACAAGUAUCCACAAUUCAUUCAUCGGACCGGCAGUCUCCUUGCUCAGAUCACCGACGAGGGUCAUUUCUUGCUGCUCGCUAAUCGACUCGUGAGCACGAGAAGCGUAGCUAGCCGAGACGCAGGAAGAUACGAGCAUCACAGUCGGCCCGAAUACCGUGGACGCGCCACGACCCAUGAUGUACUUGAUCGCAUCUCGCCGCGAUUAUCACCACUGAUACGACCACUCCAUGACGUAGGCAGUCCCAUCUUCCAACCUGGAGCAAAGGAGAUCGACUCUGCGAAUCUUUACCGGGCACCUGAGCAUGUUCUCAACGGUCUAGCCGACUUCUGCAACGAUGCAGCCCAACUGGAACAAUUCUACAGCGAGUCGCAUGCCCGUCCGGUAUCGACAAAGGUUGAGCCCACUACGGCCAAUCUGAUGGACACUUCGAUUCCCACUCUCGAGCUCCCUGCCAGUGUGGUCAGUCACCAUCACAUCUCCCCUCCACCGGGUCUACCGUCGCGCAUCACCCGGGAGGCACGGGAUCACCGAGACGUGCUCAAAUCGCCCGAGACUGCACGCCCGCGCGCUCGGGGCGAGAGUAUCAGCUACAAAGGAAGUCCGCGCAGUGGCAGUUUGCGUCCUCUCAUGUAA
This is a messenger RNA of Penicillium oxalicum, 5520 nucleotides long. It is a transcript of the gene iml1, whose product is annotated as GTPase-activating protein IML1. The transcript has a single exon. Gene Ontology annotation, cellular component: GATOR1 complex. NCBI's taxonomy places the organism in Eukaryota, Fungi, Ascomycota, Eurotiomycetes, Eurotiales, Aspergillaceae. The record is from RefSeq and is a predicted model, not a curated record. Gene Ontology annotation, biological process: negative regulation of TORC1 signaling; positive regulation of autophagy; intracellular signal transduction. Gene Ontology annotation, molecular function: GTPase activator activity. Bases 1 to 5520 code for a protein of 1839 amino acids.